Molecule: messenger RNA, 1186 nt
Organism: Prionailurus viverrinus (fishing cat)
Lineage: Eukaryota; Metazoa; Chordata; Mammalia; Carnivora; Felidae
Gene: TPRG1
Product: tumor protein p63 regulated 1
Exons: 6
Coding region: 141-980 (279 amino acids)
Cellular component (GO): cytoplasm
Source: RefSeq, a predicted model, not a curated record
CCAACAGUGAGAGAAGGUCAAGGAAGAUAAAGAAUGGAAAGUAUCUAUCUAUUGGAUUCUGUCAGAGGAGCUUUGUUGAAAGUACUUCAAAGAUAUGCUGAGACUGAAAAGCAGAUCUCUAGGGAUUCAGGCAGAAAAAAAUGUCAAAGAUUGGGAGUUUUGAAGGAUUCCAGCCUGUGUCUCUGAAGCAAGAGGGAGAUGACCAACCCUCUGAGACUGACCAACUGUCCACGGAGGAGGGGGACCCAGGCAAGGACCCAGAGCCAAGCCGUAUUUCAAGGCAGCCAAGUGUGACUGAAUCAACACUGUACCCCAAUCCUUAUCACCAGCCUUAUGUCUCACGGAAGUACUUCGUUACACGGCCAGGGGCCAUUGAGACUGCCAUGGAAGACUUGAAAGGCCACAUGGCGAAGACUCCUGGAGAGACAAUUCAAGGCUUCUGGCUCUUGACAGAGAUAGAUCAUUGGAACAAUGAGAAGGAGAGGAUUUUGCUGGUCACAGACAAGACUCUCUUGAUCUGCAAAUAUGACUUCAUCAUGCUUAGCUGUGUGCAGUUGCAGCGGAUUCCCCUGAGCGCUGUCUAUCGCAUCUGCCUGGGCAAGUUUGUCUUCCCUGGGAUGUCACUGGACAAGAGACAAGGAGAAGGCCUUAGGAUCUACUGGGGGAGUCUGGAACAGCAGUCCCUCUUAUCUCGCUGGAACCCAUGGUCCACUGAAGUGCCUUAUGCGACCUUCACUGAGCACCCUAUGAAGUACACCAGUGAGAAGUUCCUCGAAAUUUGUAAGUUGUCUGGGUUCACGUCUAAACUUGUUGCAGCUAUCCAGAAUGCCCACAAGAAUUCCACUGGAUCUGGAAGAAGAAAGGGACUGAUGGUGUUAACUGAACCCAUUUUGAUUGAAACCUACAUGGGGCUGAUGUCAUUCAUUGGAAACCGCAACAAACUCGGCUAUUCCCUUGCCCGUGGGAGUAUUGGGUUUUGAGACUCCUUCUGGCAUUAUAAGUAUGCCAUCCACUGAUCUACCUUCAUUGAAGAUUCUGUUUCAGACCACCAUAUAUUUGGACUGACUUAGUUCCUUUUAAAUACUAUUACAUGGUAUUGAACACUUAGUAUCUUAGGAAAUCUAUAAUCUUGAUUAGACUGAUAGAUGCACACUUCAGACCUCAUAUAAGAACAAUCAAAUUUCCU